AUGGGCGGGGGUGUCAAGCACAGCAGCUGGACGGAAGCGCGCAAGUCUGGGGAGCCCUUGCCGGCGCGGCACCACUGGCGCCCUUGUCUCUCGUUCUUGGCGCCCACCUCCCUGGAAGCAGGUGCCGAAGUGACGGUUGUCGCCGCCCAUGACGAUGAGGGGGUCUGGUUUGCCUGGCCGACUCCAGAUGACAGUGUCCCCUCCCGCUGGCUGCCGGGAAUCACGGCGAUCCCUCCGGAACGGGAAAGGCUGCUCAUCGCAUCCAGCGAGUCUUACCAGUGCUUCUUCCGCGCGGCUCUGUCACAGGCUGCUUCGAGGGGCCCUGGCAAGGUCCUCCUCCUCCCUGCCGAGGAUAACUGGUGCCUCAGAGCACUUGAUGAGGCCCUGGCGCAGGCAAGAGAGGCCGUCGAGGUCUUCGUGCCCAUGAGGUCGAAAGCCUUGGCCAAACUCAGGGCGCGAGGGCAGUGGCCGGAUGGUCUUCAGGCGGUGGAGCCGGGCGAGGCAGGGGAGGACUAUGUUGCGACCGUGCUGGAGCCAUUCGCCGCCGGAGAGGCCAGGCCCUGGUGCCUCGCCGCGGCGCUGCGGCGCCGCGGGGCGCCCGGCCCGACGUCGCCGGCAGGAGUCCACAUCGUAGCGGUCUUGGUGGAGUGCCAGGGCGUAUGGAUGGCCAGGCAACCGCUUGGGAGCCUUUGCGGGCUCUCGAUGAAGGCGGCCAACCCCUUCCUUGUGCCGGCGCGGAAUCGGCCGCUGGAGUGCAACCUGUGUGAGAUGGCGUGGCGGGCGCUGAGCAGUCCGUGCCGCGUCCUUCACCUCGACCUCUCCUCCGACGGCCCAGCCGAGUCGGCGAUGAGGAUUGGUGCAAAUGCUGCGGGCAGGUGCCAUGGGAUUGCAAUGUGGGCCGAGUUCGAGAUUGAGUCAGCUCGUCUGAGCACAGGUCCCUCCUUCAGCGUGCCCACGGGCUGGAGCCAAGCCUUGCACCUGCUCGAGGAGCCCCUGGACCUGCAGGAGGGGUCGGCCCUUGAAUUGCACCUGAGCGUCACGGACCAGGAGGCGCAUGUCAAGAUCAACCUCUCUCCUGAGAGCAGCAAGCGCCAGAGAUGCACCUGA
Symbiodinium natans is the source of this 1107-nucleotide messenger RNA. NCBI's taxonomy places the organism in Eukaryota, Dinophyceae, Suessiales, Symbiodiniaceae. The record is from the annotation of a GenBank genome assembly.